Molecule: messenger RNA, 2324 nt
Organism: Pimephales promelas (fathead minnow)
Lineage: Eukaryota; Metazoa; Chordata; Actinopteri; Cypriniformes; Leuciscidae
Gene: smg9
Product: SMG9 nonsense mediated mRNA decay factor
Biological process (GO): nuclear-transcribed mRNA catabolic process, nonsense-mediated decay
Source: RefSeq, a predicted model, not a curated record
AUUUUCAGAUUCGUACCGACAACACUCUGGGAUCUGUGGACGCUGACAUCUUCAUUUUAAUACUACAAUAUUCUAGAAUAAAUAUAAAUGAGCAAUUAGUCAUUUAAUUAGUUAGUAAAGGCUAUCUACAGUGCGAACAUGUGAGCUAUUAGUUAUUAAUAUGUUUUGAUAUGUAAUGCCCUGCCUUAUUAACACUGUAUAAAAGUUAGAAUGGCAAAUACUAUAGCUAACGUUACUCGUUUUGAACAUUAAGAAACUGCUUUGCAAGAAUAGUCAUAAUAGUAAGAAGUCCAGCACUCAAUAGUAGUAUCUAGCAAGCAAGCAAGCAUGUCUGAGUCCGGUCACAGUCAGCCCGGUUUGUACGGACAGGGAAGGAGGAGGAGACGACGGCGAGACCGAGACCCAGGACCGCCUGGACAAAACCUCUCCGGCCCCAGUCGGGAUCGAGACUAUGUUCCCCGUGAGCGCAGGGAUGGGAGUGAGGAAGCUACAGGACCUCAUCUACAGAAGACCCCCAUUAUUCUGGCUAAACCUCCUGGAGAGAGAAUAAGUUCCAAACCAAGUGCUCCAGCGACUGGAGCUGUCGCAUCUUUGGAAAAGCCGAUCAUGCUCAUUAAGACCAGAGAUGAAGGGGGGAAACCUGGGAACACUGCUGAUGUGCCUCCUUCAACCUCAGGUGCAGGAACUGUCAAACUGGAGAGGGAAGGUCAGCGGCCAACUCAACCUGUGUAUCAGAUCCAGAACAGAGGCAUGGGCUCAGCUGCGUCCGGUGGAGCUGUGGAUCCUGUGAUUGGCCAGACUAAGCUCCUCCCCCCUGAGAAGAUGAAGCACAGCAUUAAGCUGGUGGAUGACCAAAUGAAUUGGUGUGACAGCGCUAUGGAGUAUCUGCGAGAUCAGACGGAUAUGUUAGUAGUUGGAGUUAUUGGGCUACAAGGCACUGGCAAGUCCACAAUCAUGUCUCUCCUGUCUGCAAACAGCCCUGAGGAGGACCAGAGGGCGUAUGUAUUCAGAGCGCAGACGCAGGAGAUCAAGGAGAGAGCUGGGAACCAGAGCAGUGGAAUCGAUUUCUACAUCACUCAGGAGAGGGUCAUCUUUCUGGACACGCAGCCAAUUUUGAGCCCUUCUAUUUUGGAUCACCUGAUUAACAAUGACCGCAAGCUUCCACCUGAAUACAACCUCCCACACACUUAUGUGGAGAUGCAGUCUCUGCAGAUCACUGCCUUCCUCUUUACUGUAUGUCAUGUUGUGAUUGUGAUUCAGGACUGGUUCACUGAUAUCAACUUAUAUAGGUUUCUGCAGACUGCUGAGAUGCUGAAACCCUCGACUCCCUCUGCCAGUCAUGACAGCACCGGCUCCUCAGGGGCAGAUGAUGGCUCUGAGUAUUACCCCCACAUAGUUUUCUUGCAGAACAAAGCGAGGAGGGAGGAGUUCUGUCCAAGAAACCUGAAGAAGAUGCAUAUGGCUGUUGACAAGCUUAUGGCCCAUUCCCACUUAAAAUAUAAAGGCACAUUAUCCAUGAUGGAUUGUAACAUAUUCCCUGGACUGAGUCGAGAUUACUUGGAGGCAGAAGUCAAUCUUUUCCUCUUACCUAUGAUGGAGAAUGAUGGGGAAGAUGCUUUGACAAGAGCAGGUUCAGGCCCCCCUCUUUUCUCUCUGCUGCCUGGUUACAGAGGUCAUCCCAGCUUUUCUUCACUGGUUUCUAAAUUCCGCAGUCAGAUCCUGGCCAUGUCCCGCAGUCAGCUCUCACACACAAUCCUCACUGAGAAAAACUGGUUUCACUAUGCAGCUAGAAUUUGGGAUGGAGUUAAGAAGUCAUCUGCACUCUCUGAGUAUAGUCGGCUGCUGUCAUAGUCAGGAUGGUGUCAAGAAACCUGUGAGAUCAUUGUUAAAGAGGACUGGGCCUCUUCUCAGAUGAUUUCAGGAGGCAGUUCUCAAAGAGAAUUAGUGCAGUAGCACUAAAUGAGGUUUAACCAGAGUGUUUUGUGAGGCCUGGAUCACAACAGUGGGGUGUUUUGAAUUGUUUGAGUUUUUUUUUUUUUUUUAAUGAAAACUAGCAGGUGCCAGACAAGGACCAUUCAGUCAUUUGCUAAAACUCAUUGUUAUUGCAAGAGGUGACGUGCAAAGAUUCAGUGAUGUUAAAUUUUUUCUUUAUGUAGUAAAUAUGUGAUUUUUUUUAUUCAGCUGAUGUAAAUAAAACAGUAUGAUACAGCGCACGUUUCAGAAAUAUGUGUUUGUAUAAAAACUUGCAACUUAGAUGCAAUUGCAGCAUGAUUUUUCUGUGUAAAUGUUUCAUAAGAUCAGAACUAAAAAUGUAAUUUGUUUCA